UUGUCUCUUUGUCCGAGUGACAGAGGAAGCGGAAGCCGCUGGGGGUGGCGGCGCUAGGACUUCCUGUUGCCAGGUCCCUUGUUGUCUUGGAACAAGGCAACGGGGUGCUACAAGAGAACAGGAAUCAUGGAUGAAUUUUCAGAUCCCGAUCUGGCCGCUUUGGGUGAGGAGUCCAAAUCGGAGAAUGGGGAGAAUGCCCCUGUCUACUGCAUCUGUCGCAAACCAGAUAUCAACUGUUUCAUGAUAGGCUGUGAUCAUUGCAAUGAAUGGUUCCACGGCCAUUGCAUUAACAUCACCGAGAAGAUGGCCAAGGCUAUUCGGGAGUGGUACUGCAUGCAGUGUCGAGAGAGAGACCCGAGCCUCGAGAUCCGGUAUCGGCACAAAAAGUCCAAAGAGAAAGAUCGCGAGGGUGAGCGGGAGCGGGCCGAGAAGGAUGAUCUGCGUGCCAAGGCCCAGGAGCUAGCUAUGGAGCAGAGUCGUAGCUCAAAGCAACAGAUCAAGCGUUCGGCACGGAUGUGCGGCGAAUGCGAGGCCUGUCGGCGCACAGAGGAUUGCGGGCAGUGCGACUUUUGCCGCGAUAUGAAAAAAUUUGGGGGGCCGAACAAAAUCCGCCAGAAGUGUCGCCUCCGGCAGUGCCAGGUUCGGGCUCGGGAGUCCUAUAAAUAUUUUCCAGCUUCGAUGUUACGGGGGCGGGAGGAUGAUCUGCAGAUGCUAAAGGAACAGCUAGAGUCGGCGGCCACCCCCGAGCCUCUGUCGGAUGAUGACCUGCACAUAGACCCCGAUUUGUACCAGGAGUUUUGUUCGGGGGCCUUCGAUGAUCAGAACCUGCCUUGGCUCAGCGACACGGAUGAUGCUCCGUUCCUCGAUCCUGUCCUGCGGAAGCGUGCUGUGAAGGUCAAGCAUGUCAAGCGACGGGAGAAGAAAUCUGAGAAGAAGAAGGAGGAGAAGUACAAGCGUCACAAGCAGAAGCAGAAGCACCGCGACAGGUCGAAGCACGCCGAGCGCAUCGACACCAAAGACCCUUCCUCGCUGCACCAGUGCCUGGGCCCUGGCUGCAUCCAGGCCGCCCGGGCCAACUCCAAGUACUGCUCCGACGAAUGCGGCAUGAAGCUGGCCGCCAACCGCAUCUACGAGAUCCUCCCACAGCGGAUUCAGCAGUGGCAGCAGAGCCCCUGUGUGGCGGAAGAGCACGGCAAGAAGCUGCUGGAGCGGAUCCGGCGGGAGCAGCAGCAGGCCCGGUUCAAGCUGCAAGAGAUGGAGCGCAAGUUCCACGAGCUGGAGGCCAUCAUCGUCCGGGCCAAGCAGCAUGCCAUCAAGGAGGACGAAGAGACCAGCGAAGGAGACAGCGACGACACCGACUUGCAGAUCUUCUGCGUCUCCUGCGGCCACCCCAUCAACCCCAAGGUGGCCCUGCGUCACAUGGAGCGGUGCUACGCUAAGUACGAGAGCCAGACGUCCUUUGGGUCUAUGUACCCAACGCGGAUCGAAGGGGCAACCCGUCUUUUUUGUGACGUCUACAACCCGCAAAGCAAGACCUACUGCAAACGCUUGCAGGUUCUGUGCCCGGAGCACUCCCGUGAUCCCAAGGUGUCCGCAGAUGAGGUGUGUGGUUGUCCGCUCGUAAAAGAUGUCUUCGAGCUCACCGGGGACUUCUGUCGGGUGCCCAAGCGGAAAUGCAAUCGACACUACUGCUGGGAGAAGCUGCGCCGGGCCGAGGUGGACUUGGAGCGAGUGCGCGUGUGGUACAAGCUGGACGAGCUGUUUGAGCAGGAGAGAAACGUGCGGAUGGCCAUGACGAACCGGGCGGGGCUGCUGGCCCUCAUGCUGCACCAGACGAUCCAGCACGACCCGCUGACAACAGAUCUGCGCACCAGCACUGACCGCUGAGCCGGUGAGUCCUGGGUACUGGCUUUGCUU
Messenger RNA from Heteronotia binoei (common prickly gecko), 1917 nucleotides. RefSeq names its product CXXC finger protein 1 (gene CXXC1). Gene Ontology annotation, molecular function: DNA binding; zinc ion binding. Gene Ontology annotation, cellular component: Set1C/COMPASS complex. Gene Ontology annotation, biological process: positive regulation of DNA-templated transcription. NCBI's taxonomy places the organism in Eukaryota, Metazoa, Chordata, Lepidosauria, Squamata, Gekkonidae. The coding region runs from base 127 to 1887 and encodes 586 amino acids. The record is from RefSeq and is a predicted model, not a curated record. The transcript has 15 exons.